GGGGAAAGAGACAGACACAUCUCCCAAUUUAGAGAUCAAGGAGAUGCCAAACUAAAUGUCAAAUACUUCAAUGGCAAAAAUCACAAACAAGUAAUCUGAAAUCCAUGGUUUCAUAGAUGAAUGAUCUUAAAGAUAUUUCAAUGGUUAUCCAUCUGAAAGCAAAUUUGGGUGGAUCCAUAGCACCUGAAACUACACAACCAGAGUACUUCCCAAAACCCUGCUUCACAAAUCAGUAAAAUAUUUUACCGUAAUUUUUCCUACAUCGUCCACUUCAAGACCCAUCAAUCCUUCAAGACCCAUCAAUGCAUAGAACUGUUCUGUUGUAGGCCAUGUAACACCUCCAAACAACCAAGCAAUCCACCCAGAUGGCUUCCCCUGCCACAACUUAACAUGAGGGAUAGAGAGAGCUUCCAAAAGCCUCAAGCCUUCUACUUCAAGAUCUCCGUCAGACAUUAAUGGCAGAUUCAAAGUCUUCUUCCCCUUCCUUUUCUCAGAAAAAAGAGAAUUUGGUUCCUAAAAGUUCAAAAAUAGCGAAUCUGAACAAGUCCAAGACAGAGUUGUUGACACGAAUUCAAGGGCUGAAACAGGAUAUGCAAGAGUGGAGAUCAAAAUUGGACUCACAAGUUAAGACUUACCAUGAUGAACUCUCUGAGUUGAAGAAAACACUUAAUCUUGAAGUUGAGCAACUUAGAUCGGAAUUUCAAGAAUUGAGGAACACUCUCCAGCAACAAUAGGAGGACGUAACAACUAGUCUCAGGAACUUGGUGAUAAGUGAUUUGCCCAAAGUGGAUGAAUAUGUCAAGGCAACAGACGUUACCAAGGAGGAAGACAAUGUUAAGAAAAGUGAUGAGCGCAAAGUGGAGGAGCUGGCAAAGGAAUCAGGAGAGAGACAUGGUGGAAAUGACUGAAGCCACCAAACUCGGGAUGAGGGGGUAGAGAGAGAGAAAGGGGACGAUGGUAAAAAUAGCAGGCACAGCUUGGGAUAAGAGGGUAAAGAGAGCGUGAGAGAGAAAACUGUACGGAGGGAAAUGGUUUGUAGAGAGAGAAAUGGAGGGAACUGAAGAUAAAAAAAAGGAACCAGAGGUUGCCGGUUGAUUAAAUACUUUCUUGAG
Molecule: messenger RNA, 1112 nt
Organism: Amborella trichopoda
Lineage: Eukaryota; Viridiplantae; Streptophyta; Magnoliopsida; Amborellales; Amborellaceae
Source: RefSeq, a predicted model, not a curated record